UCUCAACUCUCUCUCUCUCUUUCCGAUUAAACAUCACUGCAGUUUUGUUUAGUUGGCAAUCACUACAAGCAUUAGGCUACUGCUACCAAUUUCACUGGAUAAAAUGUUCUUCCUACAGCACUGGUUAAGUGUCACUGCAUUUGCAUCACUUGCUUUGUAAGGUGCACACAAAACAACUUUUCUCACAUGGAAAAUAAAUCGAUAUCUCUUGGCUUUCACUCAACCUUGGAUGCGAAAAGCAAUGAUUUUCCUUUGAAGCUUUCUGAUUUUAAGAAAAUACAUUUACGGUUUUUAAAGAAAUGGCAAUGGAGUGAGGACCCGAAUCUGUUGUGGAAAAGAAAAGUUAGCAAAGUCAAUCGAUACAGGUGUGCAUCCGCGAAUCCCCACUGUAAGAGAUACCCCAGGUCCCCAUUCACAGGCUGCUGCACGGACUGGGCAGUCAACGCCGCAUGCAUGUGUUGGUGCGUAAAGGAUAUCACCGACAAGCUAGACGGAUAACCAGUAUCACUUACACUGAUACGGCUCAUUAAAGAGGACUGUGAGAGACAGUUGCAUAGGCCUGUAAAAACGUCCAAUAAACGAUCAAUAGGACUAACCAGUUAUAGGCAACACCUACUCUAAUCAACCCGUUUUUCAAUGCAUUUCUUUAUCAGCACGUUAGGAGCCUAACCAGUCACGGACGUGCUCACCAGUCAUCAUGUCACUUCACUAUUAGACUAUAGACAAUUCGGCCACCUUCCCAAUGACACCUGGUGAACGACAAUUUGGCUUUGCGCAUGCUAAAUCGCCUGCCAAAAAUCCCUGGAUCACCUAUCAACCAAUGGUGUUCAAAUCUUUUCAGAGAUAAAGGCAGGGCGGUGUGGACAGGGAGGAUUUUACACAACUGACCUCAGACCUUGACAACAACCAGCGAGAGUAACCAUGCCAAGGUCAUUUUUGGUGAAGAGCAAACGGGCACAUAGUUACCAUCAACCCAGAUACCUGGACGACGAAUAUAUCAAAUUGGAUACUAUUUUAGCUCAUGUAUGCGCAGAGACCCAAGCUCAGGUUGAGUUCGUAGAGAACUUAGAGCCGGAUACCCACAACCAUGACAGGCUGUCCCCCGAGUCCAGGCUGGUGCGCACAGCUGACCUUUCCUGCACCUCCCCGUUGAACUGUGAGGGCAGCGUGUGCGACCGCACAGCAGAUUACUACUGGUGUUCCCCGUGUUCCCCUUCAUCGCCUGACGAUGCUCAUCAUUUCACUGUCCCCUAUCGCCCUUACGCAUGGACCUGUUCAGGCUCCGAGCUCAGGCACCUUAUUCAACGAACAUAUCAACAUCUGCCAAAUAACAUGGAACCUGUUCCCAUGGGCAUCUUUGGGCCAGACGACAGAAUCGACCCCUCCAUUUACUCCCAGCGUGGCCACACGACAGGAUUUUACCGAGACUAUUCCUCUACAGGACUCCCUAUCCACAUGCGGGACACUGCCGAGUUAUAUUCAGAUCUCAAGCAGAGGACCACGGUCGCAGAGGUCAAGUCUGAGUCGGAUCUCAAUAGUUCCAGUAUGGAAUCAAGCAGAUCAUACAAGUGCAUGAAGUGUUGCAAGGUAUUCUCCACUCCGCACGGUUUAGAGGUCCACGUGCGUCGAUCUCAUAGCGGCACACGACCCUUUGCAUGCGAGAUUUGUGGAAAAACUUUUGGGCACGCGGUGAGCCUAGAGCAACACAGAGCCGUACACUCACAGGAGAGAUGUUUCAAUUGCAAGAUCUGUGGUAAAAGCUUCAAGAGAUCGUCUACAUUGUCAACACACCUGCUUAUCCACUCAGACACACGGCCUUACCCCUGCCAGUAUUGUGGGAAAAGAUUUCAUCAAAAAUCAGACAUGAAAAAACAUACAUUCAUCCAUACAGGCGAAAAGCCGCACAAGUGCCAGGUGUGUGGAAAGGCCUUCAGUCAAAGCUCCAACCUCAUCACGCACAGCCGCAAGCACACGGGGUUCAAACCCUUUGGAUGUGACCUAUGUGGUAAAGGAUUUCAACGCAAAGUGGACCUAAGAAGACACAAGGAAACACAACAUGGACUGAAAUAGCUGACAAAUAUCUCUAUAUAUAUUUAUAUCUUAAACUCUGUUGAUAACUGAUUCAUAUGAACAACCGCUCCAAAUAUGAGCUUAUAUGUAGGCCUAUACUGUUAGUCAUUUUAUUUUAACCUCUAAAUGCAGUUUUUCUUUGAUAUUGUAUGCAAUUGGAUUCGUUGAUUUCGUUUAAAAAUGUAUAGGUUUUCUCAAGCCGUAUAUAUGUUUAUUUCCCAAAGUUUUUGUAAUAUAUUUUUGAUAUCGUUGAGGUUAUGGUAGUAGGCGAACUGUCAAGUGACCAUCUGGCUUUGCCCCCAAAAUAUUUAAAGUUUUGAAAUUUGAAUGUCAAAUAAUUGUGUUUUAUGUUUGGGGAACGGUAAUAAUUAAUUAACUCCUACAUAACAUUUCUUACGCAUACCCUUUUCUUAUAUUACAAAUGUUGCAAUAGUCCCGGUUUUUAUCAUCAUUAACCAGAAAAUAACAGAAAAUGUCUUAACAAUAAAUAAGCCAUAUCGAUUGCUU
This is a messenger RNA of Hypomesus transpacificus, 2577 nucleotides long. RefSeq names its product zinc finger protein Gfi-1-like. Gene Ontology annotation, cellular component: nucleus. Bases 922 to 2070 code for a protein of 382 amino acids. NCBI's taxonomy places the organism in Eukaryota, Metazoa, Chordata, Actinopteri, Osmeriformes, Osmeridae. The transcript has 7 exons. The record is from RefSeq and is a predicted model, not a curated record.